Messenger RNA from Brassica napus (rape), 2541 nucleotides. Its product is annotated as meiosis regulator and mRNA stability factor 1. The record is from RefSeq and is a predicted model, not a curated record. Bases 221 to 2311 code for a protein of 696 amino acids. Gene Ontology annotation, molecular function: RNA nuclease activity; nucleic acid binding; zinc ion binding. Gene Ontology annotation, biological process: regulation of gene expression. Lineage: Eukaryota; Viridiplantae; Streptophyta; Magnoliopsida; Brassicales; Brassicaceae. Gene Ontology annotation, cellular component: peroxisome. The transcript is spliced from 9 exons.
AGCUGACUUAAGCUAAGAAAGCUGAAAGGUUUCUUCAUCGACAUGGGAAAGCAAUAAACAUCAUAGACAAAGCAGAUUGUGAGAUUACUUACCUACCUUUAUAGCCAUACCUUAGUAGAGAAGGAAUGCGAGAGAGAAUAGUAAUCCUUUGUUCACACUUUUGCUUCAUCUUAAGAACACCACAACUUGCGUCUUGUCUCCUAUCUAGAAAUCUACAGCGAUGUCUAUGGCAGAGUACUCCAAGGUCAAAACUUCGGUUUGGUGGGAUAUAGAGAACUGCGAGGUCCCUAAAGGAUGGGAUGCUCAUGCGAUUGCGCAGAACGUUGGUUCUUCUCUGUUGGAUAUGAACUACUGUGGUCCUGUCUCAAUCCUUGCUUAUGGUGACACCAACCUCAUCCCUCACCAUGUUCAGCAAGCUCUCUCUUCUACUGGUGUUGGCCUUAACCACGUCCCUGCAGGAGUGAAAGAUGCGAGUGAUAAAAAGAUUCUAGUUGAUAUGUUGCUGUGGGCUGUAGACAACCCUGCACCAGCCAACAUAAUGCUCAUCUCCGGUGAUAGGGACUUCUCCAAUGCUCUUCACCAGCUAAGUAUGAGGAGGUACACCAUUCUUCUCGCUCAGCCUCCACGCGCCUCCGCUCCGCUUGUCGCUGCUGCCAAAAAUGUAUGGCUCUGGACAAGCCUAGCAUCUGGAGGUCCUCCUCUUACCAGUGGUGAAUCCUCUGGACCUGUCAACAAUGGACACUGUAAUGUCUCUCAUCCAGUUUCUGAACUAGCUGGAGAUAGUAAGGAUCACAAAACCAGAGAUAACCACGUUCUGAGAGAACCCACAAGAGAAUCUGUUACUCCUUCUGAUAGCUUCAGAGCACACCACUCAGAUCAAAGACAGACAUCUCAGGCUGCGUUUGUAGCCAGUCAUAAAGCUCAUGCUAGUCUUUCAGCCAAACCUAGACAGGAAGCAGAUGUUGUGGAACCUGUUCUGUGUACGGUUUGCCAGAUCAGUUGUAUCAGUAAGGAGGCAUAUGCAAGUCACAAGUAUGGUAAAAGACACCGACACAACUUGGAGCUGCAAUCAGGUAAGGUUCCGGGACAAGCUGUGUUUCCUAAGGAGGUUAUGACAAGACAGAACAGAAGAAUAAGAAGAAGGUCAAGGAAGGCACUCAUUGAUUCUAAGAAGGUCCAAGAGAAAGGUGUAGGAGAAAAGUUUCAACCAAGAGAAGCAAUUGCACAGUCUCAGUUUCAAGAGAAGCAUGUUGCAAUGGUGAAUCAAUCAGAGGAGGUUGAAGAGAAAGGUGGGGGAGAAAAGUCUCGACCAGUAGAAACAAUCACAGAGUCUCUGUUGCAGUCUCAAAACACUCAAGAGAACAACACCAAGUGCUUUGAGAAGCAAAGCAAAGAGCUCAGAGAGAUACUAUUUGGCACCUUAGAAAGCAGUGUAAAAGAAAAACUUCCAAGAACUAAAGACCAGGCAGAGACUGUUAACAAACAGCUUUUAAAUGAAGAAGCAAGGCCUUUAAACCAGUCUCAAGGAGCAACUGAUAAUCACUUAGGGGAAGUGAAGAAGAAGCAGAAGGAGGUGAUGGAACGCCGAGCAAUCACACCUAGAUCUAGGCUUUGUCAUCAUUGCGUAGUGAUUUGUGAUAGCCAAGGUGUUUCAACACUGGUCUGCGGUAACAUAUAUCAUUGGACAAACCACCCUUUGGCUGACUUUGUAGAUGAUGCUGUGUGGUGCCAAGUCUGCCAGACUAGAUGCAACAGCAAGGCUGCAUAUGAAAAUCACACCUAUGGGAAAAAACAUCGACAAAACUUGGAGUUGCAAUCUGCCAAGAAUGAAAACAUGUCUAAAGGACAAGACAAGCUUUCUGAGGAGAAUGCAAAGGACCAAACCGCCUUUGAUUCUCACAACCAUGCUGCCAAGGUCAAGGAACAAACAGAUAAGGCAUUUGUUGACUCAAAGAAAAAUCAAGAAGAAAGUGAUCAAGGGGUACAAGAAGAAGAUAAAGAGGAAGUGAAGGAGGUAAACGCACUAUCCGAGAACCUAGUGCAUGUUUUCAACGGACUGAAUCGAGAGUCUAGAAUACCCAAAGAAUCGAGAGGAUGUUUGGAUGUAAUUCCUGAGAGAGUACAAAUGCCACCAGAUGUGAAUGUGAAUGUGAACGGGAAGUUUGAAGAUGAGUCCAAGCACAAACAGGAAGGUGAAAAGGAGUGUGCAGGAGGAGGUAAGGAGCAUCUUGGAGAGGCUGGGAAAAGGGAAGAGAGUAAGAAGGUCCAUGUUGAUAACUUAUGGACACGCCUUUGGUGGGGAAAGAGUUAAAUAUCUAAGGCUGGAAUUUGAAUUGAUGGAAACUAAUAAUAUGUAUGUAGUACGUUAAUUGUGUGAAUAGCAUGUGUUAUGUUGGCAGCAAUGUUGUGUGUGAAACCAAUUACGUGAAAAAAUGAAUAAUUGGAUGAGUUAUUAUUAUUAACAUCAAUUGUUCUUAUAUUGUUAUAUACCUUUCUGUCUGUAUUUGUAUUUGAUAUUACUACUGAACUUGAGUUUAAUGA